Messenger RNA from Podarcis raffonei (Aeolian wall lizard), 2161 nucleotides. It is a transcript of the gene GABRP, whose product is annotated as gamma-aminobutyric acid type A receptor subunit pi. Gene Ontology annotation, cellular component: synapse; membrane; GABA-A receptor complex. Gene Ontology annotation, molecular function: neurotransmitter receptor activity; GABA-A receptor activity; extracellular ligand-gated monoatomic ion channel activity. The coding region runs from base 181 to 1479 and encodes 432 amino acids. The transcript has 11 exons. Gene Ontology annotation, biological process: chemical synaptic transmission; signal transduction; nervous system process. The record is from RefSeq and is a predicted model, not a curated record. Lineage: Eukaryota; Metazoa; Chordata; Lepidosauria; Squamata; Lacertidae.
GGAUUAUUAGUUGCAGCUGAAUGAAUGUUGACUCCUGACGGCUUCAACUGUUAGUGUCUGCCGCUUUGGUUCCGUGCCAACAAAACCGGGAGCCAGCACUGGUCAUUUUGUGACGAAUAAUAUACUAAAUAUCAUUGACAAGUGAGCCAUCUUAGCCGGUGGUGAAAAUAAUCUUCACAAAUGUCUUGCAGUUGUUACUUCUCCAUCCAUGUCUGUCUUUUUCUUUUGUGUGAAGGAAAGUGCAUCUUGGGUCAUUAUGCUGACACGUCAGAUAGCCGAGCCUCAACAUCCCUCCCUGGAUUCGGGAACCUAACCCAGGGAUACAACAAAUAUCUCAGGCCAAAAUUUGGUGGAGAGCCUGUGGUGAUAGCCAUGAGCCUUGAUGUUGCAAGCAUUUCCAGCAUUUCUGAGAGUGAUAUGGACUACACGGCGACAAUAUAUUUGCGACAACGCUGGACAGAUCCUCGCCUGGUUUUUCAGGGGAACAAAAGUUUCACUCUGGAUGCCCGACUGGUGAAAUACCUGUGGGUUCCUGACACGUAUAUUGUGGAGUCUAAGAAGUCUUUCUUGCAUGAGGUCACAGCAGAGAAUCGGCUUAUACGGCUGUUCUCUAACGGCACUGUCUUGUAUGCUUUGCGAAUCACUACCACAGUUGCGUGUAACAUGGACCUGUCAAAAUAUCCCCUGGAUACGCAGACAUGUAAACUGCAGAUGGAAAGCUGGGGAUAUGAUGAAAACGAUCUACUGUACACUUGGUUGAGGGGAAACGAUUCGGUCCAUGGCCUUGAGAACCUGCGACUUUCUCAGUACACAGUGGAGCACUAUUACAGCCUUGUAACAAUGUCUCACCAGGAAACAGGCAAUUACCCAAGACUAGUGUUGCAGUUUGAACUCAAGAGAAAUAUCCUGUAUUUCAUCCUGGAGACGUAUGUGCCAUCCACCCUCCUUGUCAUAUUGUCUUGGGUUUCUUUCUGGAUCACUCUGGAUUCCGUUCCGGCAAGAACAUGUAUUGGAGUAACAACUGUGCUGUCAAUGACAACUCUGAUGAUGGGCUCACGAAACGCUGUGACGAAGACCAACGGUUUCAUAAAAGCCAUUGAUGUUUACCUGGGCAUCUGCUUCACCUUCAUAUUUGGUGCCUUGGUAGAAUAUGCAGUAGCUCACUAUAUCGCAUCGCAAAAGGCUUCUACAAAUGAGGUUACCAGAGAAACGGAAGAUGUCACCAGUAUCUUUUCCACAUCUGUCACCAGCUACAAUCAAAAGAUCAACUUCAGUGCCAUCGAUAAUAUCGCCCACAGUGGUUCGACUAUGAAACCAAAGGACAAAAUUCGGUUUCUUCUGAGGAACAAAAUGCGCAGGGUUGUCAGCUAUUUCACAAUUCAAAAUCCAGGCAACAUCGAACACUACUCGAGACUGCUCUUCCCUCUAUGUUUUUUGGUAGUCAAUUUGUUUUAUUGGGUUUAUUACUUAUUCUUUUAGCAACAAUAAGACCAUUUUGGCGUGUGGUGGUGAGAAAGUUUUGCCUAUGAUGGCUCCCAGCCGCUACGAAUUGUUAUGAGUGUGACUAUGGGCACAUAUCAAGAAUUUGGCCCAAACCCAGCAUUGAUUGUAUUGUAUCAAAAGCCAAAUCUUGUACAGAGCAACACAUUAGCGUGACUGUGGAGCUACAACAAGUGGAAUCCAAAAAGAGCAAGCCUAUUCUUGAAGCCAUUGCUAAGAUGGAUAGGCCUUGAACUUUGAGGCUGUGCAACUGUUUUACACUGUCAACAUAGCUAAGCCCCAGUGUACCCUUUUUAGUCUGAUGUUUAGAGGCUUUUCAGCUAGUUGUUUUCAAUCACUUGGGCGCAGGCUGCUGCCAACCUGAGGAUUGCUCCCUGCUGAUCUCAGGUAAGGUAAUCACUGUGAGAUGAUGGCAAAUGGAAGGCUUUCUUAUCGUCUUCUUUCAGGGUCACAGAGAACUGCAGAUAUACAAGAUGCUGCUUUAAUAAUAAAUAAGUGCCCUUACCACAUGAACACCUCUGGAUCUCUGUUAAUAACAACUAGAGGCUCUGAAAUAUACUCGAAGUUGAGUGUUGAUUUCAUGCUCUUUAUUUCAGCUCACGGUAAACAUUGAGUGAGUCCUUUCCUCCAAAACCCCUGGCUAUAUAUACCUUAUUUACAC